Lodderomyces orthopsilosis Co 90-125 is the source of this 912-nucleotide messenger RNA. RefSeq lists its product as uncharacterized. NCBI's taxonomy places the organism in Eukaryota, Fungi, Ascomycota, Pichiomycetes, Serinales, Debaryomycetaceae. The coding region runs from base 1 to 912 and encodes 303 amino acids. The transcript has a single exon. The record is from RefSeq and is a predicted model, not a curated record.
AUGUACGUGGAACAUCGAAGUCAAAUACAGCAGCAACCUACAAGUAAUUCCGUUCAUGAGUCAGUACCACAUAGUUUGCGACACUGUGCCACUACUACAAAUACUACCGCUGCUACUACAUAUUAUCCUGUAAUGUAUCCCACUUCAUCUACAUCGCCCUCGCCUAAACCAUCAUCAUCUCCAAAUACCACAUUACCUAAGCUACAGACAUCAGGAUUUACCAACUAUUCCCACGAGAAACAACUACCAGAGUCUUCUAGUACUAUAACUCCGUCCUCGGUAACUCAUUUGCAUCCAUCUUCAGCAACAACAACUCAGUCAUCACCACUGAAGACAUCACCCAUUUUAAACUCUGAUAACAAGAUAUGUCAAUGGUAUUGUUGUUCAUGUGGACAGUCUUAUGGUUCAGUCUUGUAUAAGGAUGACUACAUCAAACAAAAUGAAUUUAAUGAACGUCCAGAAGUAGCAGAUAUAUACCGUACUGAAAAGCCGCCUACACAAUCUACACGCAAUUACAUUUUUGACAGUUUAAAAUACUAUAGCCAAGUUGUUUAUCGAGAUCACAAACAUGUAUUAUCAAACUCACCUACAUUGGUUAAAUCAGACAAUUACUUUGAAUGUAAAGUCGGACAGUCUAAUGGUGAAUAUAACCAUCACAGUCAUCAACCACAAGUGCAAACACAAGAAAAAUCACAAGAACUACCCGAUGCAGCGGAUACUCCUGAGAGCCCUAGAUUAAACCCACAUACACCAUUAGUCUCACCACUACAACUAGAUUUAAAUUGUAGCUCUACCAGUUUGAUUGAGUAUCAAGAUAGGGCAAUAUUGAGUAUUCCCAAUAGAUUCACAUGCCACAGAUGCGAUCAUAUGAUGUGUCCUUAUUGUUUAAAGUUGAGAUUAAAGGAUAUAUAA